This is a messenger RNA of Cajanus cajan (pigeon pea), 1838 nucleotides long. It is a transcript of the gene AFP2, whose product is annotated as ABI five binding protein 2. The record is from RefSeq and is a predicted model, not a curated record. Gene Ontology annotation, biological process: signal transduction; negative regulation of DNA-templated transcription; response to abscisic acid. Lineage: Eukaryota; Viridiplantae; Streptophyta; Magnoliopsida; Fabales; Fabaceae. Gene Ontology annotation, cellular component: nucleus.
CAUCUCAUUUUCCUCCUUCUUUCUCUUCUCCUCUCUUCUUCCCUCCACAAUUUUUUUCUCUUUUCUCUUCCGUGUUGCAGCAUUCUUAACCCGAAACAACGACCUGCGCGCAACAAAAAGAUUAAAAAACCGUUUUUUAUUUUUAUUUUUUUUUUGGUUUUGGUUGGUGGAGGAGUUGCUUUGCUUCUUGGUUGACUCGGAUUCUUUUGAAUUUGCAUUAAAUUUUGAAUUUUUUUCCCCUGUUUGCGAUCCAGGGUGGGUUGUUUUUGGCGUCAUUUGAUGCUUCGUGUCAUGGGUUUUGCUGAUUUGAAUCCUUUGACACCCCAGCAAAGCUUGUUCUUUUCUGAACACGCUGGUUUUGUGACCGAGAGAUAGAGCAACAACUGUUAUUACUUCACGAUGUUCUAUGUUGUUCGCUAGCGUAACAAGCAUUUAUGGAUGACAGUAUUAACAGCAAUCACUGCCUCCACUAUUAUCAUCACCAGAAUCAGCAUCAAAAUCAGAGUGUGUGUGAGAAGAUGGAGAAGCAUCCGAGGGAUUUGCUUGGAGGGUUUUCUAUGGGUAGUGUUAGCGUGAGUGAUGAUAGCAAUAGGCUUAAUGUUAAUGUUACUGCAAUGAAACAAGAGGAGGAGGAGGAUGAUGAUGAAGAGGUUGAGUUGAACCUUGGUCUCUCUUUGGGUGGGAGGUUUGGGGUGGAUAAGAACCCGAAGAAGACAAAGCUUAUGCGUUCUUCUUCUGUGGUGGGGACAAUGCCUCUGUUUCGGGAGGACGACGCUGUGGCGCCGCCGCCUGCAUCGUUUCCGGCGCUCAUGAGGACCACCUCGCUGCCCACGGAGACGGAGGAAGAGUGGCGGCGGAGGAAGGAGAUGCAGACCCUGCGCCGGAUGGAGGCCAAGCGGCGGCGAUCGGUGAAGCAGAGAGGCUCCCGGGAGGUUUCCGCCAGCAGCGGUGGCGGAGAGGAGGUGGAGGGUGGAGGUGCACCAAUGGGGUUGAGCAGGUACGGAUUGGUGCCGCCACCGGCAGGUCUGAUGUGGGGUCCGGCUGCGAAACAGGUUGUUCUUGGCGAUGUGAUGGGGAAAGGGAAAGGCUUUCAAGGGUUGUUUGGGCAGCCAUGUUCUCAGGGCUCGGCGGAUUCACAAGGGGGGAGCUCUUCAUCGCUGUCUGAAAUGGAUAGCAAGGCUUUUUUAGGAUCUGGAUCUGGUAGUUGUGGUGAAGCAAGAAGCCCUGCUAGUAAUCAUUCAAAGCAAGAAAGAAGCAGUCAGGAUCCUGUGGGUCCAGGGACAAAGGCAAAUGAGAAUGUGACCAGAACAUCCAAAGCUGAGAUGGAGAAUCCAUCUAAGAAACCUCAUUCUUCCCAAAAUAUAAUGAGGAGGGAAAUUGGGACAAACACAAUGGAGGACAUGCCUUGUGUGUUUACAAAAGGUGAUGGUCCUAAUGGAAGAAGAGUUGAGGGAAUAUUGUACAAAUAUGGUAAAGGGGAGGAAGUGAGGAUCAUGUGUGUGUGCCAUGGAAACUUCCUCUCUCCAGCUGAAUUUGUAAAGCAUGCCGGUGGUGGAGAUGUUGCACACCCCCUUAGGCACAUUGUUGUGAACCCUUCUGCUUCUCCCCUUUUGUGAUGGAGUUCCCUCUUGCCCUUCAACUGUAGGGCUGUAAUAUAAGUUACAUUGAGGGAAUAAACAAUAGUUUGAUAGCUUCUUAUCUUUAUCUCCAUUUUUUCUUAGCCCUUGAAUGAAGCAAUAUUAUAUAUAAACACAUGCUUCUCUUCUGGAAGGGGGUAAUAAAUUGCUCACUUCCAUAUCUUUAUUUGGUUUUUUAACGUGUGACAACUUGAUUGUUAA